Molecule: messenger RNA, 936 nt
Organism: Aureobasidium musti
Lineage: Eukaryota; Fungi; Ascomycota; Dothideomycetes; Dothideales; Saccotheciaceae
Source: the annotation of a GenBank genome assembly
AUGACUCCCUUCUCCGAUGCUACCACUGUCACCUCAACAGGCACUCACUCGUAUACCGCAAACUUUCCAAAGGAUUACUGCAUUGGCUCAGCACAGCUACACUUUGCCACAACCUUGGCCAAGCAGAACCAACCCCAUACAAUGUCUAUGCAUCUAGAGUUCCUUAGACGUACCAGCAUCGGACCUGCUCAAUUCAACAUCAGAGAUGUAAAAAUAGGCAGAGGUACUUCUGUCAUUCAUGUGACUCUAUUUCAAGAUGGUGGCGAUCGCGAAGAAGUUGCUGCCUACAUCACAAACAGCAAUCUGGCUACGGAAGAAGGCACUUCCUUUCCANCAGGCUGGAAGCUGGAACCCGCACCUCCACCCGCCAAUGUCUCCGCGCUCAAAUCUGGUACCGACAAUACUUGGAAAGAGCAGAAAUCCAUGCCUUUUGCCAUCUUCCGCCGCGCCAGUCAACACGUCAACUUCUACUUCCCCAGAGAAGGUCAACGUAUGCGCAGUCUAGCAGAUCAGUGGAUGUGCUUCAGCAACGGCGAGCGUUUCACAAACACCAGCUUGGGCUAUGUAUCCGACAUGUUCCCUCAGAUCCUCGAGAGCUACCGUACAGGCAGCGACCCCUAUGCCGUUGAACCUCUGCGUGAUGCCAAGGAAAUCAACGAGUUGGCUGCCCAGCAANAAGGCUUCUCCUCCGCCUGGUAUCCGACUCUGCUGUUGAAUCUUGACAUCAAGAAAGUCCUUCCCGAGGAAGGUGUCGAGUUUCUAUUCCUGAGAGUUCGCGCAAAGCAGAUUAAGAACGGCAGAUAUGAUCUGGAAGUCAUCAUCAUGGACGACACCGGAGAUAUCGUCGCUCUCAGCCACCACGUUUGUAUGAUCAUGUCGGCGCAGAGAAACUUGCAAGCGAGGUCGAAGCCAGCAAAAGCUCCAAGCAAGCUAUAA